Nilaparvata lugens (brown planthopper) is the source of this 3584-nucleotide messenger RNA. It is a transcript of the gene Gbs-76A, whose product is annotated as glycogen-binding subunit 76A. Gene Ontology annotation, molecular function: protein phosphatase 1 binding; glycogen binding. Gene Ontology annotation, biological process: regulation of glycogen biosynthetic process. The transcript has 2 exons. The record is from RefSeq and is a predicted model, not a curated record. Gene Ontology annotation, cellular component: protein phosphatase type 1 complex. The coding region runs from base 493 to 2349 and encodes 618 amino acids. Lineage: Eukaryota; Metazoa; Arthropoda; Insecta; Hemiptera; Delphacidae.
AUGAGACAGUGAUCAGUGUUGGCCAGCUACAUUAGAACCGGAGCAGGAUACAGAAGAGAAAUAUAAGAAGCAGGUAGAUUAUAAGCAAAAGGUUAGAGAGGGAGAUAUAUUUUUACAAAUAAUAAAGGCAGAUAGAGAUGAAAUAAUUUGGGAGAGCUGUGAAGAGAGGAAGAUAUUGAAGUUAGAAAGAGGCUUGGCCAGUUUGACACCAAAGACAGAGCGCGAGAGAUAGAGUGAGUGAGAAUGCCAAUAAAGAUUAGUUGUGACAACAGUAAAUUCAAGAACGGUUAGUACAAUAUCUUCACCAGCAACAGAGACAGUGUAUAAGAAGUGUCAGUGGCAUGAGUGAGAUAGCAAAUAGCUAUUUUUAAAAUAUUCAUUCACACAUGGAGUGUAGUUUGGAGAAAUUAUAAGUUAACGGCCGUAUCAAUAGAGAACAUCUGAAACACCUUCAAAAGCACCUGUAAAAUAUAUUGACAACACACCUUACAGAUGAGUACGAAUCUUGGCAGUCUCGACCAAUUCAUUGCAAAGAGUCAAACUGAAACCUUUGCGAGGCAGCUGCAGAGCAGACUUCGGUCAUUGAGCAAUGACAGCACUGGCGACACAGCCGAGGACACAAGUUGGAAUGGUGACCGCCUGAGCUCUUCCUCUGAAAACGAUGUCUACUAUGACCUUGAGAGCUGUCCUAGCAGUCCUGCCGAGGAAGCGCUUGAAUCAGAUUUCUCCAGUUACAUCAACUCCAACCAACAUGAAACCUCCGGACCCUCGAACUUGAAUGAAACCAUAUUCACUUUUUACGAUGAUCUACAAACUGCUUCAAGUCGGGAGAUACAAGAAUGUGGGUACUGUCAUGACAACAACCUCAAAUCCAAUCAAAAUGAUUGCCCAAUCACUAACGGUAAAACUGUUACUCAUGGAAAAGGACCUCCAACCCCCUCCACACUAUUAGCAUCAUCAUCAUCAAUAAUCAACUGUAACCAUUCUAGUCAAAUUGAAAACGCCAGCUUACAAGAUCACAUCUCAACGAACGACUCCACAGACUUGACUGAUGAAAGUCUGAGGAGAGAAAUGUCAAACCACCUUCAUCUGAACAAAGUAUCGAGCAUUGAAAAAUUCACAAUAGAUAAUUACAUGAAUAAUGGUUAUUCUGUUAGUCGAAAAUCAACUUUUAAUGGAAAUUGUGAAUUAAAUUUGUGCUGUGCAAAGAAUGGGCAUUCUGAACCAUUCAGGGAUUUAGAAAGAAAACCGGGUGAAGACUCGAAUCAACUAAGCGGAUCAAAUUAUGAAGAUGAAUCAAUUAGUUAUAUAGAGAGCAUCAACGUUAAAUUAACAUCCUCCGUCAUAGAAACUUCAACAAAUGGAUCUCAAAGUAACGAGAGACUGGUUGUUGAGGAGGACAGUGCAAAAAAAAAUAAUAAUAACGUUCUAGUGAAUGAUGCUAUGACUACUGAUGAGAAAAGUAAACCUUUUUACACUGAAGAAGCCUUGGCACGACUUGUGGACACUGUUUUUAAUGGGUGUAGAACUUCUGAAGUUAUUCCUGAGUUGAAGUCAAUCCAAAAGUCUGGAAAAGAUCAAGAAGGAUCAAAAAGAAAGGAUGUUGAUGAAGAGGAGGAAGAAAGUAUAGAGGUGAGGAGAUUGAGGUUCAGGAGGAGUUCUUCUUUGAAAACAGGGAAGACACCUCCUGGCACACCAGGAAAGAAGAAAAUCGUCAGAUUUGCAGAUGUUUUAGGUUUAGACUUGGCUGAUGUUAGGACUUUCAUGGAUGAAGUUCCCAAGGUGCCAAAAUCGGCGUUUGAAGACCUGAAAGGAGUGGAGCUUUCGUCAUCUCCACCAGUUCGCUCCUUCUUCGACAUAGGCUUGCCAACUGCAAGCAGUCUGCACAAGACAAUUGUGCCCCUGUUUGAGCAGCCAUCAUGUCGCACUGAUUUCUUGGACAGGGUGAGGGACUAUUUUGUGUGUCUGGAGAAUGCAAUGGUUUCGGACGCUGCUCUGAGCACAAUAGCCGGGGUUGUGCGUGUCAAAAACAUCGAUUUUCACAAAAGUGUUUAUAUUCGCUACUCGAUUGAUGCUUGGAAAAGUUUUGCUGAUCUACAGGCGAGAUACGUUCCAAAUUCUUGUGAUGGAUUAUCUGAUAAAUUUUCAUUUGUAUUGUAUGCACACAUGCUCAAUGUUGGUCAAAAAAUGGAGUUUGCGGUAAGAUUUCAAGCAAGGGGGUGUCAGCACUGGGACAACAAUAAAGGCGCAAAUUAUGUUUUCCAGUGUAUAACAGGAGCACAUUCAAAGCAAAAUCUAUCACUGUAUGUUCCUCCCAGUCCUAUAGAAACGUGGGCAUCGUUUUACUGAAAAAAUCAAACUGAAUGUCUUUUUAGAUCCAUUGGAUGAACAUAAACAUAAAUCCGGUAUUAAAAAGUUUUUACUGUGGGUUUUUUCAAAAUAUGAGCUCUCAUAUCUAAGCCUAUUUAUAAUAUGAUAUUAUUCUAGUUUUUCAGUUGAGAUAUUUUCAAAAUAGUAGGCCUACAAUCUAGAAUAUUAUCUACCUUCUGUUGUAGAUUGUGAAACUGUAUAGAAUUUUGAAAAUAUUAGAGUACGGUACCGGUAGGUACCUACAUUUUAGACUUCAGAUUUUCAACAAUAUAAACUCACCUAUAAUCAGCCCAUACAAUCGUUGUAAUGUUUAUCUUUUUCAUGCAAAAGUUAUACUAUUUCAAGCCAAUACCACAGAAAAUAAAAAUACUAGAAUCAGAUAUGGGCUAUCGGGUACCGUAGUUUGAUAUUACUGAAUAGAUCUAUUUUAUAAAAUACUGAUGCAAAUAAUUAUAAUUAUUGUAAAUUUCAAAUUGACAAUAUAGCACCUUUAUGAGAAAAAAAAUAACAAUGAAGGGACAUAUGAAAUAAUAUGUAUAUAUUCAUAAAUGAUAGAUAAUGUGUAUUAAAUUUACAUAUAUGGUAUGGAAUUAUAUGAACUGUCAACCAAGGAAGACUGUUCAUAGGUCUACUUUCCACCUGCUAUGGGUAUGGAUUUUCAUAUUUGAAAUCAUAAUAAUACUCAUUUUAUAAUCUAGUCUCAGUAGAUAUAGAUUUUUUUAAUUUUUGCAACUUGUCUGAUUAAUUGCAAGAGAGUUUAUUAUCUAGAAACAUGAAUUAUUGGAAAUAAAAAUAUUUUUUCAAAUUGACCUAUAUUGGCUUACCAGCUUUCAAUCAAAAAUAUUUUGUUGUACCGUAUACAUUAAAUGUAGGUACUGAAGUUUCAUGGCUUCUAUUAAAUAUGUUUUUGUAACACUUUAUGAAAUUUACUAUGAUGUAAAUAGUAAUAAUGAGCAACUACCGGUAGGCCUAAUAGAAGUUCGACAGAAGUUAUCCUAUUAGACUUUUUAGAAGAUAAAAAGCAAGUACUAAAUUAAAUUUGCAGCAUAGUUCUCUUUUUCUAUAUAGUUCUAUAUUUUGGGGUGAGUUUUAUUAAUUUUGUUACCAACAACCUAGUACCUGCAGAAAAUUAAUUAAGGGAUUGGUAUGUGGAUUUUUAUUCCAAGUAAUGUAAUACAGUAUAUUUUUUGAAUAAAUUGAUAUUAUAUUUCUUA